CACAUCCUUUCUCGGAGCUCUGCUCAGAGAUGCACCAACGAAGGAAGGCAAGUGUUAAAUUCAUGCCUGGAAGUCUGCUACUGUAUCAAUGGGAGAAUCCAAAACUGCUGCAGAGUACGGAAACACUUCACAUCUAUGACAGAGGCUGAACGAACACGUUAUGUGGAAACCGUACGACGGGUCUCAACGGAAAGUGGGUAUCGCCAGGAGUAUCGUCGUAUAAUAAAUAUGCAUCAGAGGCUUUUCAGUACAGGAAUUCAUCAGAAAGACCAAUUUCUACCAUGGCAUCGAUGGUAAUUGACUCACAAUGCAACUUUUCCUUUAACAUUUAUUUUUUAUCAUUAACCUGUAUAUUCCAAAUACAGUUGCCAUUCCGUCGAGCGUCAAUACUGUCUACAGGCGGCAGGAUUAACAGUCGUUUUUUUUUUUUUUUCUGAAAUGUUUCAAGUCAGCAAAACCUGCCACCGUGUGCAAAAAAAAGGUUUGUUUUUCUACACCACUGGGGGAAAAAGUCUUGAGGGAGAAGUCAAGUGCUCACUUGUUCGUCCUGAGCAAUCGAAGCUAACAUUUAGAGGGCAAAAGUCAUAGAAGAUAAUCUGACCUUGAUUAUAUGAUGAUUACCAACUUCUCAUGCUUCUGAUCUAUCAUUUAAGAGAAAGUUCCAUUAUUCCUUGGUUGAUCUCAGGAGCUCGCUCGUGUCUCAAGAUGUACGGGCCUGAAGCCAUAUUUUAAAACCAAAAUAUUGUCAUUUUCCCGGCUUUAAUCAGUCUAUGGCUAUGUUCUCACUAAGCAUUUGCACCGGGACGAAUACCAUGCAUACCUGCUAGGACAUCUGCACACACAGGAACAGUGAUUUCUGUUACGGAGCAUGACUAUGUCGCGCCCUCGCCGAUCUGGCUAUAAAGUGAAGAGUCACAUAUCAGAUAGGUGUUCAUGACAGUACUAUAGCUAAUAGGGCUUUUCGUGUUGAAAAGUAAUCUGGUGAAGUGUGAACACAGCCUAAUAUGUAUGGAAUGCAAACAUGGCGAACAUAAAACAACUUUUGUCGCCAUAUCAGUACAAAAAAGAAACGGUCAUUCCCAGAAAGGGACAGACUGAGUAUUUGUUGCAUAUAUGACCAAGAACGAUCACAAAAGUUAAGCGAAACACUGGAACUUGUUUUUUCUCUAUCUGGUUUAUUUCUCUACUUUCUUAUCACAACAGGUACCUUCUUCGGUACGAAAACUUGUUGCGUCAAGUAGAUUGUCGAGUCACUCUUGCCUACUGGGACUGGAGUCUGUUUUCCAUGUCACCCUGGCAUAACACCAGUGACAGAAUCUGGUACCCAGGCCCAUCUGGUCUUGGAGGCAACGGCAGUGAUGGAACUAGUGGUGGCUGCGUCACCGAUGGACCAUUUUCUAGGAACGUUUGGCGUAAAACAAAUGGACGAUGUCUUAGGAGAAGAUUUAGCGGUGAGAAACAGCUUAUACCUACAUUUUCAAUCCUUUUUUUUUUCUUUUCAUCUCCAGCUCCAAAUCCUGCCAACAGAUCCUUUCUUUCCCUUGCUCGAAUUUGGCGCACUCAAGAAAGACUCAUGAAUCGAGUGAGAUCCUUUUUGAGCAUGCCCAACACGUUGCCAGAAUAUAGGUUUCGAAUCCAGGCCUAAUGACCGUGCGCUAGCUACGGCGGGCUCAGUUCUGACCAUUGGUUUAUCAAUGAAAGGAUGCUCGCACUCGAAAAAUCAGUUUGUCGAGAGAAAAAAGAUUGACUAGUCUAGAAGGUCAAACUGUGGUGAUCUCAAAGGCUUGACCGGAUACAGGCAGCGUCUCUUUUUUUCCUCCUUGAUCAAGACGACAGAAGGAGAGUUUGCUGGCAGGGUGUCAGCUCCAUUUCCACAGUGUUUAUUUUGCUCUCCACAUGAAAUGCGUCUGGCUUUCGGAUGUUUAUAAACACAUUUUCCAUUGUCCUUCACUCAGAUUUUUUUCAAUUUUCAUCGAUUGUGACAACGUGAAUAUCCACCUGUCUAGCAGUAUUAUUGGUCUGCUUCUCGUAUUUUUUUGGUUCUUUUCACUAACAUUGCCCUCAUUAUUUAUUUUUGCGACACAGGAUUGCCUCCCGACAUAAUAGCCGUCUACAUAACUCAGUAUUUUCAGCCUACGGACGACGGCUUCACCAGGUUUGAGCUUAACCUUCGAGUCAACCUCCAUGACACCGUGCACUGCAGAGUGGGAGGAGACAUGUGCCGGAUGACAUCAGCCAAUGCACCAGAGUUUUUUCUCCACCAUGCCUUCAUCGACAAGAUUUGGGCCAACUGGCAGGAGUAUAGCCAUCAACACAUGAUAGCACAUUUCUCUAAUCUAAGCUUCGUAAUGACUGGAACAAGGUGGUAUCGACCUCGCGACUUCAUAAACACCCACGAUUACCAGAUAUUCAAAUACCCCAAAAUAUAG
This is a messenger RNA of Porites lobata, 2429 nucleotides long. The record is from the annotation of a GenBank genome assembly. Lineage: Eukaryota; Metazoa; Cnidaria; Anthozoa; Scleractinia; Poritidae.